GUGGGAAAUCACCACCCUAAUUCCGGGAGUUUGUCUUUUUCUUCCUUUCAUAGAUGACACAGUUGAUGACCAGUGGGAAUCAGACAAUGGUGACUGAGUUCCUCUUCUCUGUGUUCCCCCAUUUGCAUGAAGGUGGCCUCUUAUUCUUUAUCCCCUUGCUUCUCAUCUAUGGAUUUAUCGUGACUGGGAACCUGGUGAUAUUCGUCGUCAUCCAGCUGGACACGGCCCUGCACACCCCCAUGUAUUUCUUCAUCAGCGUCCUCUCUUUCCUGGAGAUCUGGUACACCACGACCACCAUCCCCAAAAUGCUCUCCAGCUUAGUCAGUGAGCAGAAGACCAUCUCUCUGGCUGGCUGCCUCAUGCAGAUGUACGUCUUCCACUCUCUUGGUAUCACAGAAGGCUGCGUCCUGACAGCAAUGGCCAUCGACAGGCACAUAGCUAUCUGCAGUCCCCUCCGUUACCCAACUAUCAUGACGCCCAAACUCUGUAUCCAGCUGACAGCCGGAUCCUGCCUCUGUGGCUUCCUCCUCAUCCUCCCUGAGAUCGCGUGGAUCGCCACCCUGCCUUUCUGUGGCUCCAACCAGAUCCAUCAGAUCUUCUGUGACUUCACACCUGUGCUGAGGUUGGCCUGCACGGAUACAUCCCUGGUGGUCAUUGUGGACGCCAUCCAUGCGGUGGAAAUCCUGGCCUCCUUCCUGGUCAUCGCCCUCUCCUACAUCCGGAUCAUCGUGGUGAUUCUCAGGAUGCCCUCAGCUGAGGGCCGUCACAAAGCCUUUUCCACCUGUGCCGCCCACCUCGCCGUGUUCUUGCUGUUUUUCGGCAGUGUGGCUGUCAUGUAUCUGCGAUUCUCAGCCACCUACUCGGUGUUCUGGGACACAGCGAUUGCUGUCACCUUUGUCAUCCUCGCCCCCUUCCUCAACCCCAUUAUUUAUAGCCUGAGAAACAAAGACAUGAAAGAUGCUAUUGGGAGGAUACUCUGCCGCCAGAAGAGGGCAGGUGGGGUUGGGAGAUAG
Molecule: messenger RNA, 1013 nt
Organism: Manis pentadactyla (Chinese pangolin)
Lineage: Eukaryota; Metazoa; Chordata; Mammalia; Pholidota; Manidae
Product: olfactory receptor 6K6
Exons: 1
Coding region: 54-1013 (319 amino acids)
Biological process (GO): G protein-coupled receptor signaling pathway
Cellular component (GO): membrane
Molecular function (GO): olfactory receptor activity; G protein-coupled receptor activity
Source: RefSeq, a predicted model, not a curated record